Lolium rigidum is the source of this 711-nucleotide messenger RNA. RefSeq lists its product as uncharacterized. The transcript is spliced from 5 exons. Bases 1 to 711 code for a protein of 236 amino acids. NCBI's taxonomy places the organism in Eukaryota, Viridiplantae, Streptophyta, Magnoliopsida, Poales, Poaceae. The record is from RefSeq and is a predicted model, not a curated record.
AUGGCGAGCCUCUCCCGGACCGUCUUCAUCGACUUCUGCCUCAAAGCGUGCAACAAUGUUUGGGCGGAGUCUGACGCCACUGAGAUUAUUGAAGCAUUUACGGGAGAAGAAUCUUGGCUGGGAGAGUCAUCGGCUGUUUUUGCACAUUGCAUAUAUAGACUUGGCGAUACUUACUGCUUAGCCCGUACUCCUCAGCUGAGGAUCGACUGCGACAACAACAUGAGGACGGUGAUGAUGAUCAGGAUGAAGGCGAGCUCCGAGAAGGGCCAACACUCCAAGGCCAUGAAGAUCGCAGCCGCAAUCGAUGGCGUGGAGUCGGUGACGGUGUCGGGGGAGGGCCGGAGCCUGCUGCGGGUGGUCGGCGAAGGCGUCGACUCCAACGACCUCAUCAGCAAGCUGCGCCGGAAGGUGGGACACGCCGACAUCGUCGAGCUGCACACCCUGCAGGCGGGCCGCGGCUACGCGAGCAGCAGCGCCAACGGCGGCGGCGGCGGCUACCACUCGGUGCACGACGGCGCGCGCAGUGACUCUGCCGCCUACGGCCAGUACAGUAAUUACCAGGGGCCCAGCUACUCGCCGGUGGCGGCUGAUCCGUACUAUUACCGCCACCAGCAGCCGUCGUACGAGUACUACUCUCCGCCGCCGUACCCCGCCACCGUCGUGCUCCAGGAGUACCCGACCGGCGAGGCACCCGGCUGCUCCAUCAUGUAG